Molecule: messenger RNA, 1038 nt
Organism: Daphnia pulicaria
Lineage: Eukaryota; Metazoa; Arthropoda; Branchiopoda; Diplostraca; Daphniidae
Product: D(5)-like dopamine receptor
Exons: 1
Coding region: 1-1038 (345 amino acids)
Biological process (GO): G protein-coupled adenosine receptor signaling pathway; adenylate cyclase-activating G protein-coupled receptor signaling pathway
Cellular component (GO): membrane
Molecular function (GO): G protein-coupled receptor activity
Source: RefSeq, a predicted model, not a curated record
AUGAACAACACGAGCAGCAAUCAAGAAGGUGACCAUAUCGUUGACCCGGAAAAUAACGACGACUACAAUCCCAUCGACCCUGUUUUCUUCUUAAUAAUCGUGAAAUGUGUCUGCUGUUCAAUCGGAAUUCCACUCAACGUUUCGAUCAUCGUCACCAUCAUUCGCUAUCACCAGUUUCGCAGUAAACCGCGCAAAAUUUUCCUACUGGGAAUCCUCUUUUCUAAUUUGUCGUUUUUCGCCCCUGCCCUGAUCAAACUCAUUUACUGGGGAUUCUAUCCAGUCGAAUCCGUGUGUAAAACAUAUGUCGCACUUGUCGGUUUGCCACAAAGUUUGCUCUUGUCCAACAUGUUACUCGCCCUUGUGGACAGGUAUUUAGCCAUUAAUGACCCCUGGGCCCAUCGAGAAAAGAUGACGGUUCGUCUAGCGUGUCCCGUUGUCGUAAUCUGUUCCGCAUUGAUCGUGUUAAUCCUCAAAUUUGUUUACAUCGCUGGACUAGUUCCACUCCGCUGUCAAGAGCUGCCCAUUCACUCCAACAUUCUGGCGGCAGUUUUAGUAACGCUUUUCCUCUCGUGCAUCGUGAUGAAUUUCAUCGUUUACCGGCAGACGAAAAUUCACCUACGUCGUGAUUCCCGAACGCUAAGCCCACAGGGCACCAAUGAAGAGGCUCAAGAGAUUCCUCUAAAUGACAGGAGCGCACGAGGAUCGGCCAGCAUAUCCCUCAACGAUCAUUUGGCCAAUAACAGGCGAAUGUCCAUCCAUGUUGACAGAAGGAAAUCAUUCGAAAUGGAAAUCGAAGCCACUUGUACCUUGAUUAUCGGCGUGGCAUCUCUUUUCGUGACGGUUUUCCCGAUGUUUAUCUUGCUCUUGAUUAUUAUGAUGUGUCAACUGGUUUACAACGAAGAACUCGAAUGCAGUAACCUCACUUGGUUGAUGACAUAUUUCAAGGAACUGGGCUCCAUCCAUGCUGUUUAUAGCCCAUUGAUAUUUCUGGUGAGAAACAAAGAAUUAAGAGUGGUGUUAUUUGAUUGCUUCCAAUAA